Messenger RNA from Paramuricea clavata, 3087 nucleotides. The record is from the annotation of a GenBank genome assembly. Lineage: Eukaryota; Metazoa; Cnidaria; Anthozoa; Malacalcyonacea; Plexauridae.
AUGCAGCUUCCAAUUGUUGUUUUAAAAAUUAAAGGAGUGUUGUAUGUUUUGGAACAUACAAGUCAGACGGACUUUCAGAAGCUCACACGGGUUAUCGAAAACCUUAUUCCAGAUAAAAGUACUCACGUAGGAUUGGAUAGAGAAAGUUUAAAAGCUCUUUGCAACUUGGCUAGCAGUGAAACUGACCGAAAACUGCUUAAAACUGUAGCAACAGCUGGGUUAUCUGCUGAAAAGGCAAAGGCUCUGUUUGGAAUUAGUAACCUGCAUGAGAUGAGAAAGGACGUGGCACAAUCUGUUCAAGAGUACGAUUCCAUAAGAAGAAAAGUCGAUGACAUAGUAAAUGCGAAAAUGAAAGCAACUUUUGAAUCUUCAGAAAUUGGGUUCUCAGAUUCAGAUGCAUAUUCUGAUUCUGUCUCGGACUCCGAAAUUGUAGUGUAUGAUGACGAAGUUGACCAAGGUGAUGGAAGCAAUUUCAAAUACGUUGGAAUUAAAAAUGUUGAUCCUGAAGAUCUAGAUUUGCCACCAUAUCAAAGUUUAUUGCAGGUUCUUCUGGAAAACAAAUUUAAUUGGAUAUCUUUUGUUGCUGAGUUGGCGGUUUCCUUAAAUGACAUUGGCACGCAAGAUUUCAACAACUUAACAACCAAUUUUUUUGACGAACUUAUGCACAAGAAUGAACUCCUCUCUGAUCAUUUAAAACUUGUCGUAGAGUCAAGGAAAACCUAUUUUGAAAGCGUUAAUAUUGCAUCGGACACAACUGGUGAAAUGAUGCCUGGUGGGCUUGUGGAAACAGACUCGGAAAGUGACGAUCCUGAAGAUUGGAUUAAAAUCAAGAGUGAGGAAAAUGAAGCACUGCAGAAAAAAAUAAAGCAAAAAACUGUUGCUCUUCAAAAACUAAAGAAACGACUGCUGGCAAAAGAAGUGGCCAAGAAAUCAUUCUUGAAACGUCGAGCACCCAAAUCUGUCAGCAAGACCCUUACCAAAUAUCCCAACAUAGGGAAAGACAUUGAGGAAUUUGCAAAAGAUUGUAGAAUAGGAGCAGACUCGUGGCGAAGGACUGGCGUACUAACAUUUAGUGGUAAUACAAGAAGAGGUCAAAAAUUAACAUUUAACCGCCUCAAAGAAUAUCUUGAGAAAAAGUACAACACCAAGUUUGGUUAUGGUACCAUCGUGCAGUUGUGUAUGGUUCGUAACAAGCGUAGACUUUCGUCCAAGAGAUACUGGGGUGCAGCCAAAAUUUUGUCUCGGAGAGCGAGGAAAGGCUUUAGUGUCCGUUUAAACGUAGAUGCUCACUGGAGUUGCGCUUUAUAUAAAGGCCUGGAUUUUAUCCAGUUGAAAAAUGGUUGUGACAAAAUCAUUUUGAACAGGGAUGAUGCGGCUGGAUUCCGCCUAGACACCACAUACACGCAUAAACAACACAGAAUUUUAAGUGAAGCAGAGAAACCUGAAUUAACCACACGGACAGAUUUUGUCAACAAGUACUCAUCCAUACUUCAAACAACUUCCUAUAUGUUCAUGGGAACAGAUACGACACCCGAGGUUUGUGUUGGCGUGGUUAAACCAACCAUGCUUUAUGAAAAGAAUCCAAAUCAACAUGCAGCAGACUUUGUUAUGCUACAUGGUAUACCAGAGCUACAAUCAGUACUAACGGAUAAGCCAGUCGAGUGCAUUCGUGUCGACGGAGCUACGGACGAAGGCCCAUCUCAUGUAGAAGUCCAAUUUGUAUGGACUGAACGUCAUUUGAAAAAUGGUAAGCUAUGCACCCUUGUUACUUCAAGAUUCAGUGGCGGUAGUUAUUUGAAUCGGGUUGAAUUGCAAAACGGUUGCUUAGCCCAAGGUCAUUCAAAUCUAUAUAUACCUUCAACUAUACAUGGAUCAAACCAAAACGAUAGCGGAAUUGACAAAGAAAAGCUCAAAACAAAUCUCGAUGCAGCCACGGAUGUAUACAUAAACUCCGUCUCUGGUAGCCUAUGUGCGGGUAAUCCCAUUGGACUUUUUAAAGGUGCAAACAACCCACUUUCUGAAAAUUAUUGCCGUCGAAGAGAGAAUCUCCUUACAUUUUUGCAAGGUACAAAGAAGAAUAAGGAGUUACUAAAAGAAAAUUGUCCAGAAGAAUUCAACUACUUUAACAAAGUCUGGACUGUUAGGAACAACCACAUUGUCAAAAACGUUCCUGAAAACUAUAUUUUCAUGCUCUUACUAUGUUAUAAAAAGAAUUGCCCACACCCAAUUUGUGCUAAAGGUAAACCAGAUGUGGAGCCCAAAUGGUUUGAAAACGGCCCUCCGCUUUCUUAUCUUCCACUUCCUGUUCCAGAUUCGGGCAGCAAAACAUGGGGAACUGAUGACUGCAAGAAAUGCGUUGAAGUGUGCACUGGGCAUUACCUUACUCCAGAGGAAAACGUGAAAUGGGUAAAUGUGAAAGGGGAUGGUGAUUGCAUACAGCCUCCCUCUGCAACGAUUAGAAAAGUCCUGGGGAAACGAGAGUCCAUGUCAGAUGCAGAAAUAGAGGACCUAGCUAGGAAAACUUUGCUAAAAGCAACAGAGGUUAAAAUGUGGGUUGACCAUUUGGUGUCGAUUGGAAAGAGAAGAAAGAGUGGAGCGGCAAAAGCAGCUGCGACAAGAAAAGCUAAAAAGUCACAAGCUGAAAUAGGUAAUUACAUACAGUUCACGACAUUUUAUUUGUAUAAGGUAGCUAUAGUAUUGUAUAAGAUCUUUAUUUAUAGAAUGCACAGUAAUUGUAGUGCAAUGAUCCUAUGAUGAAUACUUAUAUAUUGGUACUAUUAUUCUUCUACUAAUUAUAGACAUCGUUGGACAGGGUAGUGUGUAUUGCAUUUGUCAAGAGCCUGAGUCGCCUGAUGACGAGAGGUAAAACAAUAUAAGCUUGAAUGUUAAAUGUAUAAAACGUUACAUGGAAGGUGCAAUAUCAAUGACAACUUAAACAAAUGGCAUGAUGUUCAAAAGCUCCUCAACUCUUGUAGGUUUAUGGUUUGCUGUGAUGGAUGCGACAACUGGUUCCACGGCGAAUGUGUAAAUAUUACUGAAGAAGAAGCAGAACUUUUGCCAGAAUACUUUUGUUGUUAUUGUUCUUGA